AUGAAAAUUAAGGGGCUUGGAUAUGCAAUAUUCAACACUUAUCAGUAUCACUUGUCUGAGAAGUUCAAAGUCCUGCAUAUCCAGAGUUAUGAUGGGACUGGGGAUCCGGUCAAGCAUCUGGAGAACUUCUGGGUCCACCUCACCCUUCACAGUACCCCAGACGAAGUCACUUGCCAGGCGUUCCCAUUGACCUUAAUUGGGAAUGCCCGGGAUUGGUUCAGAAGGCUACCCUUGGGAUCCAUCGACUCGUUUGAAGGACAGGGCAGAGAAUUCUUGGGGCAAUUCAUGGUAGCCCGAAUGCAUAAGAAACCCUCAGGGUACUUGCUCACACUGCAACAAAAGAGUGAAGAGACUCUUAAAGAUUUUGUGGCCUGCUUCAACAUGGAAAAGAUGGCGAUGGAGGAUCCGAUCGACGAUAUGGUUUACACAGCCCUCUAUCAGGGGUUGUCGCUGGAGGAACCGUUGAUGAAGAAACUGACUAGGAAACAGUCGGCUACCUUGGAAGGACUUAUGGAUAAAGUGGAAGAGUUCAUCAACCCGGAGGAGACCCUCAAGGCGAUGAUCAGCAUAAGGAGGCCUCAAGAAUCAGCCUUGGACAAGAAGAAGGAAGCAAAGAAAGCAGGUAAGGAGGAGUUGAAGCCGGUCAAGAGAUUCGCAGAUUACAACUUCACUUCCAUCAAUGCGAGAGCAGCCGUAGUUCUCACCAUGAUGAAGGGAGACCCAGAGUGUCGUUGGCCUCCGAAGAUAACAAGGACUUCCUCUCCCCGUAAUAAGGAUAAGUAUUACGAAUACCAUGCAGCAACGGGCCACACUACCGAGGAGUAUAUCCUAGCAGGCGAAUGA
Molecule: messenger RNA, 843 nt
Organism: Alnus glutinosa
Lineage: Eukaryota; Viridiplantae; Streptophyta; Magnoliopsida; Fagales; Betulaceae
Exons: 1
Coding region: 1-843 (280 amino acids)
Source: RefSeq, a predicted model, not a curated record